AUGGCGCUGCAUGGUGUCACCAUGCCCUUGGUGGUGCUCGGCAGGGAGGCGGUCAUGAUGAGGCUCCUGCUCGAGCUGGGCCUCGCGCAGGAGGCCGUGCUGGAGUUCUUCACCGGGCCGGCGCUGACCCGCCGGAUGCUGGCACGGGCCCGGGAGCUGGGCAUGCGCCCAGUGCUGCCCGGCUUCGGCGGCCACGACCAGUUGCAGGAGCUCUUCCCCUCGGAGCCGUUCUCGCGCCUGCCGCUGUGGUCGGGCUUCUCGGCCGAAUUCUCUGGGCUGCUGUUUGUGGAGCCCGCCAGCGACCUCUACGUGCGGCUUGGCAAGCGGUUCAUCGAGAUACAGACCGAGAUGGCGUGCGGGCACGCGCAGCUGGCCGCGCUGCGCGGCGCUGACCCGGAGGCCAUCUGGGUGGUGCAGGGGUGGCUGUUCGUGAACUCGAGGGCGUUCUGGGGCGAGGAGCAGAUCGAGGCCUACCUCCACCCUGUGCCCCGCGAGCAUAUCUUGGUCCUGGAUCUUAUCAGUGAGGCUCAUCCAGCAUACAGCAGCACGCGGUCGUACCACGGGAGGCCAUUCCUGUGGUCCGUCCUGCACAACUUCGGUGGGCAGGUGGGUCUGCGGGGGAACCUGCGCACUGUGAUGGACAGGCCUUAUGCUGCCGCCAGACAGGCCGAGGGCACAAUGGUGGGCAUAGGGUUGACCAUGGAGGCGAUCAAUCAGAACCCUGUGGUGUACGAGCUCGCCCUCGACCACGUCUGGAACCCAGAGCCGCGCGACCUGGGCCAGUGGUUGCGAACGUGGGUGCGCGCCCGGUACGGAUACCUCGAAGCAACCAUGGACGAAGUUUCUGAGUCGUUUGUCGGACAGUGUUCCGAUGGGCCUGAAGAGGAGAUUGCAAAAGGCGAGUCGGAGCGUUGCCUCGCGAGCACGGACGCCCAGACGGCCUGGCAGCUCUUGCUGCGGUCGUGCUACAGCGCGAUGGACCAGCAAGGCAACGGAUUCUGGGGGGUACCCAGGUCCGUCAUCGAGAAGCGCCCGUCGAUGCGCGUGGGGGCAGUGGUGACGACAGGCUUCCAGGGAACCGCGGUACGCUACGAUGCGUGCGAGCUAGUGGAGGCGUGGCUGCACCUAGAGCAGGCCGUUGAGAAGGCCACCUCAGCCAGUGCAGAUUUGACUGGGAGCGCACUGGAGUUGGACCUGGUGGAGCUGACCCGCCAGGCGCUUGCCAACCACGCGCAGGCGCUCUACCUGGACUUCGUCAAGCAGGCCCUGGCGACAGAGGCGUCCGUCGACGCGCUGGAGGCGGCGAGGGCGCAGUUCCUGCAGCUCCUGGGCGACCUCGACGCGCUGCUCGCCGCCGCCGCCGCCGCCUCGCCGCGCGCCGCCGGCCACUUCUCGGCGGGCGCAUGGCUCGGCGGCGCCGAGGCGCUCGCCAGCGGCCAGGCGGAGAGGCAGCAGUACGCCCACAACGCGCGCAACUUGUUGACGCUCUGGGGCCCGCACCCGGCGGGGACGCUUGCCGAUUACACUCGCGCCUGUGGGCAGGCCUCAUUGCCACUUAUUACCGGCCGCGCUGGAAGAUCGCCAUGGACGCCGUGGUUGCGGAGGUGCGCAAGCGCGGAGGCGCCGGCCUGAGCGAGGGUCGCGCGGACGCCCUCUUCGCUGCGCAGCUGUGGGAGUUCGAGGACCACUGGCAGAGGGACGGGGCAGGCCUGAACGCCACCAGCCGGGAGGCCGACGGCAAGGCCGAUCCGGAGGGCGCGGUGGCGGUAGGGCUCGCGAUUGCCCUGUUCGACAGGUACUACCCGUUCGUGCAGGAGUCUUGCCACGAAGUCAGCUGAGAUUGGGCGGCAGGAAAGAAGG
Molecule: messenger RNA, 1860 nt
Organism: Prorocentrum cordatum
Lineage: Eukaryota; Dinophyceae; Prorocentrales; Prorocentraceae
Source: the annotation of a GenBank genome assembly